Necator americanus (New World hookworm) is the source of this 378-nucleotide messenger RNA. RefSeq lists its product as uncharacterized. NCBI's taxonomy places the organism in Eukaryota, Metazoa, Nematoda, Chromadorea, Rhabditida, Ancylostomatidae. The transcript has 3 exons. The record is from RefSeq and is a predicted model, not a curated record. The coding region runs from base 1 to 378 and encodes 125 amino acids.
AUGGCUAUGAAAUCCGAACGUCUGAAGCGAGACGAUACCGAAGAGUCAUGUAGGCUACCGAAACGGAAAAGGACUAGGAUGACGAUCUGUACUUAUAACGCACGUACUCUUGCAUCGGAAGCGGCCAUCGAAGAUCUGAUGAUGCAGGGCAGGAAGUUUAAGCACGACUUAGUCGGACUGACCGAGACGAGUAGAGGAGAUGGUGAAGUUGGUGUCCUUGUCAACACGAAUAUGGCAGUAAACAUAGACUUUUUCGAACAACUUACAACCCGAAUUGGACGUCUACGGAUGAGAAGAUGUGGUCCAACACCAGCGUUGACUAUCUUCGUCGCUUACGCUCCAACAUCAAGCUACGAAGAAGAAGUCGAAGCUUUCUAG